Messenger RNA from Paramecium octaurelia, 1683 nucleotides. NCBI's taxonomy places the organism in Eukaryota, Ciliophora, Oligohymenophorea, Peniculida, Parameciidae. The record is from the annotation of a GenBank genome assembly.
AUGAGGAGAGAUUUAAGUACUUAACAAAGUUCGUAAACUGUUGAAAACAUCCCAUAGUUGCAGCCUACGUAAUGCAAUAUUUUAUAUUUAGGUUUCGGUUUGAAUAAGCUAUUUAAGUAUUGAGCUCAAUAUUGCUGUCCAAUUCUUUUUAUGUCAUAGCAGUUUUGUUAUUCAGCUUUGAAUUGAAUUUCGAUGGCAAUCUGCUAUCUGUUAUUUAUUGUAUCGAAUCAAAAUUGCUCUUACAAUUGAUCCAUUAGCUGUAUUUUUAUCGAAUAUUUCUACAAUUCAGCAUGUAUAGCACUUUUUAUUAGUUAUUUAGAACAGAUAAACACAUUUUAAUUAGAUUAUUGUCGACUUUAGUAGAAGGUUCCUAUUUACUCAUUCUUAACUUUUAUUAGAAAUCUAAGAGAAGAGACUUACUAUUGUAUUCAAACAUCCUUCCUUUAGUUAAUAUAUCCCUUUCGAUGAUUUUAAAAAUUAAUGAAGGAAAUAUAUACUUUAAAGAAUCAAUUUCAUAAAUCAAUAUGUAUCAUGUUUUCAGAAACAUUACUUUAUUGAUAACAUCAUUAUUUUUGUGCUUAAAACUUGAAGGGUACUUUCAAACAGAAUGGGUCUACACAUUGUGGAUGUUUUGGAUGCUUUUUGGGAUUUCUGCAUUAAUAGUGAUUUAUUGUAUUUUUGUGAUUUUGGGAUUGGGAAUACAAGUAAUUUUAGAAUAAAGUAGUAGACUAAAAAAUUAAGGUUUGAGAUUUGCAUUUAUUAUUAGUGAUCGUUAAUUUCUGGAUAUUAUUUUUUAUGAUGUCAAAUGCUCUCAUGCUUUUUUUAAUCCCAAUAUUAAUACUCAAUUUUUAUAAUGCAAUUAAUUGUAAAAAUGUCAUUGACACAACAAGAAUUAUCCUAAUAGUCAACUAAAUUAUAUUUUCUUAUUUUACAGUUAGAUUUAAACCAGAUUUAGUUUUAAGUUUAUAGUCUUACUUAUCCUUAAAUGAUUCAGUAAAUCCAUUAAACACUCUACCAACCUAAUAGGGAGAAGAACAACUUUAAUAAUCCAAAAAAUAAGAUUUAAUGGAUAGUCAAGUGAUAGAGCGUCCCAUUUAAAUUCCAAAAGUAGUGAAAAGAAUAUCAAAAACCUACUUUGGAUUUGAUGAUCUAUUUUCGGAUAAAAAGUCAGAGGCUUAACUCCAUUGUAAAAAACCCACUCAUCAUAAGGCCUUAUCAUCAUAAAUAUAAAGACCUUAAUAAAAUGAAAAUAUCAAAUUAUCUUCUUUAAUCAACAUUGGGUUGAGUGAAGGCCAACAGAGUAAUGCUGAGUUAGAAAAUAAUUUAAAAGAAUUUGAAUAAGUACUUUAUCUUACUUUAAUAGGUCAAUCAACCUGGAUCAGUCUCAUUAUCAUCUAUAAAUGCAUGCUGUAUCUGUUUUGACAAUGAGCCCAAUUCAUUAUUUAUGUAAUGUGGUCAUGGAGGAGUCUGCUAUAAUUGUGCAAUUGAUUUGUGGAAAAACAAAGCUGAAUGUUAUUUAUGCCGAAAUGUAAUUGAUUUUAUUUAUUCUAGAAAAUUGAUAGAGUUUUGAAAAUCAAAAUGACUGAAUAGUAAAAAAAUAUCUAUCAAGUUAUCGCUGCUACUGAAAUGAAUUAAAAACUAAAAAUUGAACAAAAGAAAUUUACAUAGAAUGAAUAAUAAUGA